Hyaloperonospora brassicae is the source of this 1200-nucleotide messenger RNA. The record is from the annotation of a GenBank genome assembly. NCBI's taxonomy places the organism in Eukaryota, Oomycota, Peronosporomycetes, Peronosporales, Peronosporaceae.
AUGGGCCAAGCUCCGAGUCGCAACGCCCUUGAGGCCGCCCUGACCCGCUCUACUCCCACUCUCUUCCCGUUGACGUCCGAGGACUACUAUCUGCCUUCAGGUGCUAUGCUCGAUAUGGUGCUGGAGAUCGUGUCUGCCAGCAACAUACUGGCAGGCGACUAUCUCGGAAUCACAGCGUUGAUGAAAGGCCAGUUCUGUUCAAGCGACGCUUAUGCUGUCAUUGAAGUGAACGGUCAAAAACUGGCCUGGACCCAUCCUGUCUUUUCGACGCUCGAUCCCGUCUGGAACGAAAAGUUUUUCUUUCGAAAUGUUCCGCUCGGCUCUCAAUGCAAACUGUACCUGUUCGACAAAGAUGUGAACGCUGACGAUGAAUUGGGCGAAACUCAAUUCACGAUUGUCGACACGGACAACACCGAGUCGACAUGCGAGUUGGCCAUCACGUUCCAUGGAAAAAAGGCCGGCACUAUCGUCGUCAAGGUCCGGUCGCACCCGGUGUUCCGUGAAGCUGGUGCUACACUUCACGAGUACGGUCCUGUGCGCUAUUCCGUGCACUCGAGCGUGACCGCUGGACUAAUGACCAUGUCCAUGUCGAACAACUCCAAAGUUGAGUCGCUGGCAUACCACGUUCAACUGCACAACAUUCCGCUAUUUUUGCCGACGGAACAUGAGUGGAACAAGGACUAUCCGACGAUUCAGCGCAUAUUUUCGUCAGAGUACCCCGAGUCGCUGGUGCUACGUCAAGCGAUCAUAACGCAGCACGCUCUGAUCUAUACACACGGCAUCAGCAACACGAAAUUUGGUGCGAUCUCGUCACCUUUCGAGUUCUUCAAGCUCAUCAAUGACGGCACGCGUCUCGACAAGCCCGUCCUGUUCACGUAUGUCAUUACGAAGAACGGCUGGUACUUCUCCGAGACAGGUGCAGCCUUUUUCAAGGAUAUGCUGUCCAAGCACAUGCUGCACUCGUGCGCUGCAUUCUCUGUGCUGUACGCAGGGGAGUUUCGCGUCGACAAUCAUCUGUUUGGUGAGCCGAGGCUCAUUAUUGACAACGAUAGCGGCACAUACGCACCACCUAAAGCUGUGUUACCGCGCGUGAAGGCGUUGAUUGAGAACAACUUCCCCGGCAUUGCAGUGGAAGCGUUGGAUCGCGAAGACGCAGGUGUGCAGCAACGGCGCAAGGAGAUUCUAGCACUAUGGACAUGA